GUACGAGUGAGCAAGGGCAUCAGCGGCCAUAUACGCCGUGUGCCCGGGUAGAGCAUGUUGUGAUGGGCUACCGGACCCUCUGAUUGACGGGGCUGGCGGGGGUCCAUCCUCAGGAAGGAGGGAGGAGUUCCGACGAUGGUUCGUCCGUCAUACCGAAGGGUGUGAGUGUGAUUGCCGGUGCUGAUGAAGCGGAUGAUGCGGUGGAUGCGUGGCGUUGGGUUGGGUUUCUGGUCGUAGCUCGCCCGAUCAGUCGUCAAUCGUCAAUAGUCAUUGCGAUCAUGUCUGUAAGCGCGUUCGGAUGGAGCUCCUGUUCCCUUAAUUCCUGAUCCAGUAAGACGCGAUAUCGACUCGACUCGACUCCACUGCCCUGCGGACCCUCCCGCCCGUCCCGGAGAGUGAGACUGAGAGUGAGAGCAUGACGUCGCGCCGAAUGCGAUCCAUGGGUCGUUUUCUGCAGAGCUAUCCAGUGAUUCUAGACGUAAGCAAGAGAUACUGGUUGUCCUCAACCACUCUAUCCAUUGUUGUGGUGGGGUUGGGAGUCAUCGCAAAGGGGGCUGAGGUGUCCAGCUCCAUCGUUGCAGAGGCUGUCCAUACAAAUCGCGGGGAUGACGGCAGAUCGGCUUAUCAAAUGGAUACGGCCCUCAGACGAUCCAUGUGCAACGCAACGAGUCCAUCGAUCAGCGGAGUUAUUAAUAGAAUGAUAAUGGAGAGGAGUGGUAUGCGUAUUGGAUGAGUCUCGCGGAGGAAUUAAAAAUUGAGCCAC
This is a messenger RNA of Aspergillus welwitschiae, 763 nucleotides long. RefSeq lists its product as uncharacterized. The record is from RefSeq and is a predicted model, not a curated record. The transcript has a single exon. NCBI's taxonomy places the organism in Eukaryota, Fungi, Ascomycota, Eurotiomycetes, Eurotiales, Aspergillaceae. Bases 416 to 733 code for a protein of 105 amino acids.